Pteronotus mesoamericanus is the source of this 2995-nucleotide messenger RNA. It is a transcript of the gene APCS, whose product is annotated as amyloid P component, serum. Gene Ontology annotation, molecular function: complement component C1q complex binding. The record is from RefSeq and is a predicted model, not a curated record. The transcript is spliced from 2 exons. Bases 99 to 806 code for a protein of 235 amino acids. NCBI's taxonomy places the organism in Eukaryota, Metazoa, Chordata, Mammalia, Chiroptera, Mormoopidae. Gene Ontology annotation, biological process: innate immune response.
UCUAAAGUCUAAAUCUCAAAAGCUGAGUGGACAACCACUCUGCCAUCUGCCCCUCAACCUGGUAACUGCUGCUGCUAUAACAAUCCCAAGUAAAGAACAUGAAGGAACUGCUGCUAUGGGUCUCUGCCCUUGCCAUUCUUUCAGAAGCCUUUGCUCAGACAGACCUCAGUGGGAAGGUGUUUGUGUUCCCUAGAGAAUCUUCUAGUGAUCAUGUGAAGUUGAUCCCAAAGCUUAAGAAACCUCUACAGAACUUCACGUUGUGUUUUCGAGCCUAUAGUGACCUCUACCGUGCCUAUAGCCUCUUCUCCUACAGCAUCCAGGACAAUGAUAAUGAGCUACUAAUUUUAAAAGAAGAAGUUGGAAAGUAUAUUCUGCACAUUGGAAGAACAAAAGUUACCUUCAAAGUUAUGGAUAAUUUCCUCUCUCCAGUACACAUAUGUACCAGCUGGGAGUCCUCCACAGGCAUUGCAGAAUUUUGGUUCAAUGGGAAGCCAAUGGUGAGAAAGGGCCUGGGGCAGGGUUAUUCUGUGGGAGUUCAACCCAAGAUUGUCCUGGGACAGGAACAGGAUUCCUAUGGAGGAGAGUUUGAUAAGAGGCAGUCCUUUGUGGGAGAGAUUUGGGAUUUGUAUAUGUGGGACUCUGUGCUAUCUGCAAAAAAUAUGAUGCUUGUAUAUCAGGGUUAUGAUCUCAAUCCCAAUAUCCUGGACUGGCGGGAUCUGAACUAUGAGGUACAGGGAUAUGUAGCCAUCAAGCCACUAGUGUGGGGCCUAAGUCUUGAGUCAGCAGAGCACUUGGAAAUCAAAUGACCAACAGCUAAGAGAUCUGCUAAAGGCAACUACAACUAGGUUGUCCUGUAGCUCUUUCGUCUUUGAAUUUCCUUUUGACAUGUGCACCUAAUUAAAAAAAAAUCUGUUAUAUCAUGCCUCCUGCAUUUCUUUAGAAGCCAAUGCCAUUCACAGUACUUGUCAUCGUCCCAAACAUUUUUUAUUAUAUCUACUUAUGUAGAAAUUGGUACUUCAUUUUCCAGAAAAAUCAGGUUGCAAAACAUGGGAAGGGAAAUAUUUUAGUAACUAAAAAUAUAUAUUACAGAGCCAGAGCACUCAGUGAGUAGAACAGAGGUGAUACUUACAAACUACUAAUAAUCAUUUUAUGAACAAUUUAAAAUAUGUUUAGAAUUGCAGCAUACACACUGCUUUUUGAUUUUCCAGCUACAAAUCAAUGAAAAGAGGUCUGAAGUUAUGCCAGGGAGACAAUUAAAAUGGGAUAUGUGAGCAACAGUUGAGAACCUGAUAGGAAGUAAUGAGAUAAGAAAUAAAACUAGAAAAAAUAGUAUGAACACUAAAAAGAUAUAAGCAUUUGGAAUCAUUUUGUAUAAAGGAAAACAUGAUUUUUUUCCUCAAAAAUCCCUGUAAUACCAUACAAUGCUUGAUUUCCAUAUUGUUCUAAAGCAAUGAAGAAUACUGCUUACAUGAAUUCUCAGUUUAAAAUCCUUCUAUGGAUCCCCACCUCACAUAGGAUAUAAUUUAAAAUCUUUAAUGGCAUUACCUUCCAUAAACUGGUCCCUGAUUACUUUUCACAUACAACUAUUAGCAGAGCAACUGGCAUCCUAAUUAGGAUAUUAAAUAUAAAUCUCAUAUGUUAUUCUUAGCCACUUUCAUUAUUAUAAAAUCCAUGGAAUGGGGCAUAGUUUCUGGCAUGUCCUCAACAGAUAUAAAGUGCCUUCUCAGAGAAGCAAAGACUCAAAUGGAAUUUGACUGUGUAUGAGAAAUAAGGCAGGCUCUGUUAACAAAUAAUGGGACAGGAGGUCAAGGGAAAUCAGGAAGAGAACAUCCAAAAGAGUUUCAGAAUGAUAACCAAGUGAUCACUACCAGUUCACCCAGGAAGAAUAAAAAGGCAAACAGUGUGGUGGACCCUGUCCUGUGGAGUCCUCUGAUUCUCUGUGGAUUAAAUAAUGAGUCAUUACAGACACCAAGUGCUGUCAGGAAAAGGGGAAGGUGAUUCCCUCUAGUGGAGAAUGCCCAAGCCCCUGUACUCAAUGGCUUUUAUUGAGAGGGUUACAGGUUGCGGGGUAGGCAGCAGGAAUGUAUAGGUAAUCUAUCUACAGCAGCAGCUUAAAUUUACAGAGAAUAGAUACUGUUUAAAGAUGACAAUGGCAGGAACACACCAAACUGCUUCGGGACAGAGUGAAGCAGACAUUUUGUGCCAGGUGGGUUCUGAGUCAGGGUCUAGGGGUUUUGUAAAUUUCUUUCCCAGUUUUGAGCUGGUUAUUUGGUAUAAGAUUAACAGAGCUUGAGGGAGAAACAAAGCUUGCUUCAAGGAAUGUAAUUUACUUCUAAGUCUGAUUUUCCCCAGGGGGCCUUUGGAGUCACUAUCAGGUCUUGCCUGCCCCCAGCAUUACCAGCAUUCCCUCCAAGGCUUAUGGGUCCUUUCCCAGGCCCCAGCUUGUAUGAGGCUACAGUUCCUGAUGCCACUCAAGGUGGCCCCCUCCAGGACAACAGAUACAAGAAUCUAAAUAAUAGAAUCUGGAAACUUUCUAAUGGAGCAGUGUGGUCAGGGCAGAGAAAAGCAGAUAAAACCUGGAAGAUCUGCUGAGGUAUUUAAAUGGAGUUACAGAGGCUUUAUAAGAAUGUUUCAAUAUGUCCCUGGUGGGUAGAAACCACUCAGAACAUCAAGGUAGUUAGAUAGGGACUUUAGCAACAUAGGAAAUUAGUUUCCAAUCACCAUGACUUAAGGCUUGUUUAGGGUUCCCUAAUGUUAACCUUCUUUCUAUAUAUUUGUUCUGUGACAACUAGAAAGACCAGUCUCUACUUACAUAGCACAUUAUUUCCACAAAGAACAUAUUGACACAUUGUUUGUACUAACACUGUUAAUGCUCAGCAGUAGACUAUCUUAGCUUAAGAGCCUCCUCUUCCAAGGGACUUAAAACAAGUUUUAAGAAUUAAACCAAGUCUACUCUCAAGUGGCAUCACCCACUCAUUCAAUUAUUUAUGGAGUA